ACAACGCUGGAAGUCCCCAGCAUGUCCAGUGGAGAAGAGAAUGAGCAACAGCAUUACAUUCCAGGUGCUGUGUGAACACGAUCAUGGUUGUGGUGUGGGAUUCUUCUGUGACAAACAUUUUCGGAGGUGUGCCCCUUUAAGAGAUGAAGGCCAAUUCUGUCGCCGGGAUAGUCAGUGCUCCCAGGGUCUGAGCUGCAUGUUUGGCCAGUGUCACUUCACUGUUCCCAAAGGACACGAAGGAGCUCGCUGUAAACACGAUGAAGACUGCAGCGUUUCAAUGUGCUGUGCGAGACACCACGGAGAGAUGAUUUGCAAGAAGAAGCUGACUGCAGGCACGGACUGCUAUAUCCCUGAUGGAGGGCUGGCUUACAGCAUUAACCAGUUAUGUCCUUGUGAGGAAGGGCUAUUCUGCAGAAACAACAGGAUCAUGCGAGACAGGUUUGUCUGUCUCAGGCUUCAGCCAGAUGCCCGUCCCUCAUUUCAGUGCCUGCAGAUUCAAACUGAAGGGCACGUCGCAAUUCAAGUGAAUCAACCAGGAGUCUUCUCCACACAUUUCAAGAAUUCUCUGAAAAAUGGCACGAUUCCAUGUCUGUUCCUGCAGCUGCUCAUUGAUGAGUCAUUUCCUUAGAAAGUUUUUGUUUCUUGCUCUGGAGCACCAAGAUCUAUUUUGCGGCUGUUUUCAGUGUCAUCCAUUCCAGCCCUUGACC
Stegostoma tigrinum is the source of this 707-nucleotide messenger RNA. Its product is annotated as dickkopf-related protein 3-like. Bases 41 to 628 code for a protein of 195 amino acids. Gene Ontology annotation, cellular component: extracellular region. Gene Ontology annotation, biological process: multicellular organism development; negative regulation of canonical Wnt signaling pathway. Gene Ontology annotation, molecular function: receptor antagonist activity; co-receptor binding. The transcript has 4 exons. The record is from RefSeq and is a predicted model, not a curated record. NCBI's taxonomy places the organism in Eukaryota, Metazoa, Chordata, Chondrichthyes, Orectolobiformes, Stegostomatidae.